Staurois parvus is the source of this 319-nucleotide messenger RNA. NCBI's taxonomy places the organism in Eukaryota, Metazoa, Chordata, Amphibia, Anura, Ranidae. The record is from the annotation of a GenBank genome assembly.
UCAAAAGUAUUGGAUGCAGGUGUUCCAAUCCCCUCCAUAUCAUGUGAUUCAGGUGUUCCAAUCCCCUCCAUAUCAUGUGAUUCAGGUGUUCCAAUCCCCUCCAUAUCAUGUGAUUCAGGUGUUCCAAUCCCCUCCCAAUCAUGUGAUUCAGGUGUUCCAAUCCCCUCCAUGCACACAGGUGUAUACAAUCAAGCCCCUAGGCAUGCAGACUGCUUCUACAAACACUGAGUCAAUAGCUAAAGACCUCCAAACUUGGUGUGGCCUUCAGAUGAGCCCAACAACAGUGCGUAGAGAGCUUCAUGGAAUGGGUUUCCAUGGC